This is a messenger RNA of Ochotona princeps (American pika), 3686 nucleotides long. RefSeq names its product DEAH-box helicase 40 (gene DHX40). The coding region runs from base 218 to 2563 and encodes 781 amino acids. Gene Ontology annotation, molecular function: RNA binding; ATP binding. The transcript is spliced from 18 exons. Gene Ontology annotation, cellular component: intracellular anatomical structure. The record is from RefSeq and is a predicted model, not a curated record. Lineage: Eukaryota; Metazoa; Chordata; Mammalia; Lagomorpha; Ochotonidae.
CCGAGACGAACUUUGGCGUCCGACGAGCACUUUGGAUUAGAAGGGGGCGGUCCCAGACCCAAGUUGGGGGGAAAGCAUCUUUGGGGGCAGAGAAGCGAACCCCUGCACGGAAAUGCGCUUUGCUCUGUAACAGGCUCCUCCAGCCUUUGUUCUCUACCCGUUCAUCCCACCACCCCCCCGCCCUUCGUCGGGCCGCCAGCCUGCCUUUGGGUACGGUAUGAAGGGAGCCAGUUUCCAGGAGCCAGUUUCCAUGGUUACCCACCACUUGGCCUUCUGGGAUAUCAGUCACUCUGAACAGGGACCUAACUUGAACCAUGAAUCAGAAGCAAGCACAGAAGAGAAAGGAUGCACGUCGCAGGAAGGAGGCACUACUCCAACUUUUCCUAUUCAAAAGCAAAGAAAAAAGCUGAUUCAAGCCGUGAGAGACAAUUCCUUCCUUAUCGUCACUGGGAAUACAGGCAGCGGUAAAACAACCCAGCUCCCCAAGUAUCUCUAUGAAGCAGGCUUUUCUCAACAUGGUAUGAUUGGUGUGACUCAGCCACGAAAAGUGGCCGCCAUAUCUGUUGCUCAGAGGGUUGCCGAAGAAAUGAAAUGCGCUUUGGGAUCAACAGUAGGAUACCAAGUUCGUUUUGAUGAUUGCAGCUCUAAGGAAACAGCGAUCAAAUACAUGACUGAUGGGUGUUUACUGAAGCAUAUUUUGGGAGAUCCAAAUCUUACCAAAUUCAGUGUCAUUAUUUUGGAUGAAGCCCAUGAGAGAACUCUUACUACUGAUAUCUUGUUUGGUUUAUUGAAGAAACUGUUUCAAGAUAAGUCUCCUAACAGGAAGGAACACUUAAAAGUGGUGAUAAUGUCAGCAACUAUGGAAUUAGCAAAGCUUUCUGCGUUUUUUGGAAACUGUCCAAUAUUUGACAUACCUGGAAGACUUUAUCCAGUCAGAGAGAAAUUCUGCAAUUUGAUUGGCCCACGAGACAGAGAAAACACUGCAUAUAUUCAGGCGAUUGUGAAAGUGACCAUGGAUAUCCAUUUGAAUGAAAUGGCUGGAGACAUCUUGGUUUUUCUUACUGGCCAAUUUGAAAUCGAAAAAAGUUGUGAGUUACUUUUUCAGAUGGCUGAGUCUGUUGAUUAUGAUUAUGAUGUUCAAGAUACCACCCUUGAUGGUUUGUUAAUAUUGCCAUGUUAUGGAUCUAUGACAACAGAUCAACAGAGGAGAAUAUUUUUGCCCCCUCCACCUGGAAUUAGAAAAUGUGUCAUAUCCACGAAUAUUUCUGCAACAUCCCUGACAAUCGAUGGAAUCCGGUAUGUGGUGGACGGUGGCUUUGUGAAGCAGUUAAAUCACAACCCCAGAUUAGGGUUGGAUAUCCUGGAGGUGGUUCCAAUUUCAAAGAGUGAAGCAUUACAGCGAAGUGGCCGCGCUGGGAGGACUGCCUCAGGAAAAUGCUUUCGGAUAUAUAGUAAAGAUUUUUGGAACCUGUGUAUGCCUGACCAUGUGAUCCCUGAGAUUAAGAGAACUAGUUUGACAUCUGUAGUUCUGACCUUAAAGUGCCUUGCCAUACAUGAUGUUAUAAGGUUUCCUUAUUUGGAUCCACCUAAUGAGAGACUUAUUUUAGAAGCUCUUAAACAACUUUAUCAGUGUGAUGCGAUUGACAGGAGUGGCCAUGUGACCAGACUGGGUUUGUCUAUGGUGGAGUUCCCUCUCCCUCCACAUCUGACAUGUGCAGUAAUAAAGGCUGCUUCUUUAGACUGCGAAGAUCUCCUACUUCCAAUCGCAGCAAUGUUGUCAGUGGAAAAUGUCUUUAUUAGACCUGUUGAUCCAGAGUACCAGAAAGAAGCAGAACAGAGACAUCGAGAAUUGGCAGCUAAGGCUGGAGGAUUUAAUGACUUUGCAACUUUAGCUGUCAUCUUUGAACAGUGCAAAUCAAGUGGAGCUCCAGCUUCGUGGUGCCAAAAACAUUGGAUUCAUUGGAGGUGCUUAUUUUCUGCAUUUCGUGUGGAAGCUCAACUUAGGGAGCUAAUCAGGAAGCUUAAACAGCAAAGUGAUUUCCCAAGAGAGACAUUCGAAGGCCCUAAACAUGAAGUACUACGAAGAUGUCUUUGUGCAGGCUAUUUCAAAAAUGUAGCUCGAAGAUCUGUUGGGAGAACAUUUUGUACAAUGGAUGGGCGUGGAAGCCCAGUUCACAUUCAUCCUUCCUCAGCACUUCAUGAACAGGAAACUAAGCUUGAAUGGAUCAUUUUUCAUGAAGUAUUAGUUACCACCAAAGUCUACGCAAGAAUUGUGUGUCCUAUCCGCUAUGAAUGGGUGAGAGACUUGUUACCCAAGUUGCAUGAACUUAAUGCUCAUGAUUUGAGCAGUGUGGCACGACGUGAAGUGAGAGAAGAUGCAAGGAGGAGAUGGACAAAUAAGGAAAAUGUAAAGCAGCUUAAGGAUGAAAUAUCAAAAGAGGUCCUAAAGAAAAUGCAAAGAAGAAAUGAUGACAAAUCCAUAUCAGAUGCACGGGCUCGUUUUCUGGAGAGGAAGCAGCAGAGGUCCCAGGACCACAGUGACACACGGAAAGAAACUGGAUAAACGGUCUCCAAAUCAGGAAGUAGGAAAAGCAGCCAGGAAAUGUGCUUCUGCCUUGCCAGUUAUUUCAGACAGCACUACCAAGAGGAAGUGGUCAGCAGCUUUAGCAGCCUACAAGUUAAAAGCCAAUCAAAGCUCAUCAAUACCCACAUGGAAUUUUGAUAGAAAACAUUGGGUUGCCAAAGUCAUAAGGCAAUGAAACAUAAAUGAAUGAAAGACAGUACAUGUAAUAUUUUCCUCACUUCAAUUUUGCUGGCCUUAACUGGUAUCAAAUGCUGUCAUUGAGAUAUUUUCAAAGAACAGUGAAUUGUAUUUAAUUGAUGUGUAUUCAUUUGCAUUGAGGCAUUAAAAUUAUUUUCCUUAAAUCUCUUCAAGACCUUCUUGUUACUGUUAGAAUAGUGUUAUAUCAGGUAUGUGACCAUUUCCUUCAGAAGGCUGAACCGAAGAGAUUUUUACUCAGCAAUACUUAGAUGUCUAACCAAUUAAUUGCUACAGAGCUUUAUAGAUAUUUAGAGAAAUGACUUAAUUGAUUAGUAAAUAAAAUUGUCUAUGGCAGGAUUCUUUCUUAAAUUAAUACUAAUCCUUUAAUUGAUUUUUCUGGGAUUAUACAAAUUCCUUUUUAUAUAAAAGUAUAUUAUUUAAAACAGUAGCUAUAGCCAUUAACCAAAGGACAGAUGAUAUAUAAAUAUAUAUAUAUAAUAUAUAUACAAGUUCUUUUUUAGCUGUACUAUCAGUACCAUGUAUGUGGAUAUGACAGUCCUCCGCCUGGCCUACUUUCUUGCCUCCAGCUGCUAGGGUAGGAUCCUUCAGACAUUCAUUAAUGCCAUUCUUCAGAUGGGAUUUUAAGUGCAGCCAGCACUACAUAAGUGGUGUUUGUGAUUUGAAUCUUGAGGCUAGUUAGCAUCCUACUCAGGCCAUAUUUAGCACUUGCCUAUUCUUGUUUACUGCCUUGUAUUCUAUCUAGUUCUUUGUGUAUCUGUCUCCCUCACUAGAGUAUACGCUCCUUGUGGGCAGGGACUAUGACUGUUUCAUAUUUGUAUCUUUCAUGGCAUCUAGCAUAGUGCUUUGCACAUAGUAUUCACUCAAUGUUUGUUAAAUAAAGCUACUAGUGUCAUUAAAAGUCAAA